AUGGAGUCAGCAAACAGCGCACACUUUGAGAACAUCACGAAGGAAGCAUGCCGAAAAGAGUAUGUUGUUCAGCAGUUGAGAAUAGCAGCCCACCAUCAGAAUGAUACUCUAGAAGCCUUGCAAGAGGUGAAAAUCCCUUUGGGCGGAGAGAUGGCAGAAAAUGUAAUGGAGAAACUAAAAACAGGGAACAGCAGUGCCAAGGAAAAGCAAUGUAAUGAUUUAGAGAGACUGGGCCUUAAACGUAAGACAGAGAGUGAUGAGAAGCCAGUGGUGAGAAAAGAGCUGCGCCUGCUGGAACCAGAGAACCCAGUUGCCACAAUGUUGCUGUCCCAUAUCCCCUUGAAGAGCCUUGUAGAGGUAGAAAUGAAGUUGAUCUACACUGAUGAAGAGAACGUUUCUUAUGAGUUCCUGGAAUCUCAGAGUUCCAGCUGCACACAACCCAAGUGCCCAGAGGCUGGAAGCACAGAUAGCCAAGGAACAGCUAACAUGAGUCUUCUGCCACAGAUGGACAAGUGGCUUCAGGUAUCCUUGAAAGAUGCAAGCACUUGCUACAGACAGAAGAAAUAUGCCAUGGCAGCUGGGCAGUUCAGAACAGCUCUUGAG
Molecule: messenger RNA, 603 nt
Organism: Python bivittatus (Burmese python)
Lineage: Eukaryota; Metazoa; Chordata; Lepidosauria; Squamata; Pythonidae
Source: RefSeq, a predicted model, not a curated record